AUGAACAAUCGAUUACUAUAUUAUGGCAUCUGUGAUGCCUUAGUUUGUCUGGUGAUUGGAGUGGUAAAUGUUUGUUAGAAAUCCUGUUGUUUGCGAUUUGGCAUUUCAUUUAUAGCAGAGUUAAUAUUGAUGAUUGCAUUUGUAGUUCUGCAUAAGAAAAACUGUUUAAAUGCCUUGAUUAGAGAUUGCUACUUAAUAAUCUCAUAUAUGUUAUGCUAAAUUUUGCAAAUUGAGUUCUUGGAACAAUAACAAUCUCCAGUAUUUACCAUAAUAAUUAUUAGGAAUAUAUGCUCUUCUUCAUCAUAAGAUUGUUGGUACUUAUAACAGUUUUAUAAAGAAGCCCAAUUCAAAUCAGCAUAUUUUUUAUAGUCUAUCUCUACUUAUGCAUUAGAUUAGAAUUUUAUGCUAACUUAUUCCCUUAUAUUGGUUUGGUAUUCGUGCCUUUAAUGUUCAAAAUUGACAAGCACGAAUAAUUACUAUCUAAUUUAAUUACUGAAUUUUUCAAAGGAACAAUAACUAAUGCUAUAAUAAUAAUCGAUGCUUAAACAAAACAGCCUCUAUUUCAUACUAAUUAAAUUGAAUCUGAAUUUAACUAUUCAAUUGCGAAUCAAAAGCACUUUAUUAAUACCCUGGAAUAAUUUUAAGAUUCAACCCAUAAGACAUUAAGUUCUGUUUUUGAGGAAUAAAAAUUAUAAACAACCUCUGGAGAAUUGGCUUAAUAUUGCAAACUUCA
Messenger RNA from Paramecium tetraurelia, 733 nucleotides. RefSeq lists its product as uncharacterized. The transcript has a single exon. The record is from RefSeq and is a predicted model, not a curated record. The annotation marks the transcript as partial. NCBI's taxonomy places the organism in Eukaryota, Ciliophora, Oligohymenophorea, Peniculida, Parameciidae.